Messenger RNA from Phyllostomus discolor (pale spear-nosed bat), 2463 nucleotides. It is a transcript of the gene RHBDD1, whose product is annotated as rhomboid domain containing 1. The transcript is spliced from 7 exons. Gene Ontology annotation, cellular component: membrane. The record is from RefSeq and is a predicted model, not a curated record. Gene Ontology annotation, molecular function: serine-type endopeptidase activity. The coding region runs from base 82 to 1032 and encodes 316 amino acids. NCBI's taxonomy places the organism in Eukaryota, Metazoa, Chordata, Mammalia, Chiroptera, Phyllostomidae.
AGGCGGGCCGUGGAGAGCGUCCAGCUGUCUGUUUGCCUCCCUGGAUUCCGUGUAUUCCCAUCGCUGGCUUGACGCCCAGCCAUGCAGCGGAGGUCAAGAGGACUCAAUGCUGGGCUCAUUCUGCUCCUUUCUCAAAUCUUCCAAGUCGGGGUCAACAAUAUUCCACCUGUCACGCUAGCAACCUUGGCCAUCAACAUCUGGUUCUUCCUGAGUCCUCUGAAGCCACUGCUUAGCUCCUGCCUCAGCGUGGAGACGUGUUACCAGGGGAAAGACUGGCAGCGCUUACUGCUGUCCCCGCUUCACCAUGCAGACGACUGGCACCUGUACUUCAAUAUGGUGUCCAUGCUGUGGAAAGGAAUUCAGCUGGAAAGAAGAGUAGGAAGCAGAUGGUUCGCCUACAUUAUCACCGCCUUCUCCCUGCUCACUGGGGUGGUAUACCUGCUCUUGGAAUCUGCUCUUGCGGAGUUUCUGGAUGAACCUGUCUUCAAAACGAAUUGUGCUGUAGGUUUCUCAGGAGUUUUGUUUGCUCUAAAAGUCCUGAGCAACCACUACUACCCAGGAGGCUUCGCCAACGUUUUGGGCUUUCCUGUUCCCCUCAGAUUCGCUUGUUGGGCAGAACUGGUGGCGAUUCAUUUCGUCUCUCCGGGGACUUCCUUCGCCGGGCAUCUGGCCGGGAUUGUCGUUGGACUCCUGUACAUUCACGGGCCGCUGAAGAAACUCAUGGAAAUGUGCGCAGGCAUUUUUUCUUCCAAUACUGGUUACCCAAGACAGCAACGCCACUUUAAUAAUUCAGGCUACUCUGGGUACCAGCAUUAUUACCCUCAUGGCAGGGAGGGCCCCCGGGAAGAGGUGCCCCGGAGCUACGACGCGUACACAGCAGGCCUGAGCGAGGAGGAGCAGCUGGAGAGGGCGCUGCGGGCCAGCCUCUGGGACCAAGGAAACAGCAGGAGCGCCCCGAGACCCUACGGGUUCCGCCUGUCACCCGAAGAAGAAACGCGGAGACGACGGCUCCAGAGAUUCGACCACCAGUGAGGACGCCCGGCAUCUUGGGCCGCCACACUCCAGGGAUGUGGUUAUUGCCCAUUUGGUGCGCCCCCAAACCCUGACCCACGUCUAACGGAGGCAGAGGACGCAGUGUUCGCCCCGGACUGCCCAGGUCUGCGGCGGCCGGGGUCCCGGGCCGCCUGGGGCCAGAGCCGCAGAUGCAGACGGGCUGCCCGUCCUGAAACCACCGAGCUGGCUGCUGCUCCCGCCCUCGGGCAGCGGCCUCUGCUCCGGCCUGGUUUCCUCUCACCAGCCGGGUCUGUGCCUCCGCGCAGGGACCCGUGGGCACACUCCUUCCCCUCCCUGCCGACCCAGCGGUGCCUCCGCCUUGUUUUGUUCUGAACACGGUGACCUUCACCUCCGGUGACCUUCACCCAGAGGCUUGCCUUGACCAGCCCUGGAGAUCAAGCUCCAAGCUGCCUGGUGAGCCCCCUGCUCGGCCCCGUGGGGAGCUGGGAGCAGGCCUGGUCCUGCUGGCACACUGCCAGGUGACUUUCCAGGGACAGGAUGUGGCCACCACAGCACUGUGUGUUCUAGUCAGUCUCCCUUGCACAGGAGCCCUGGCUCCUUGGGCCCCCACAUCCUGGUGGCAGUGGCCCUGCACUGGGUUCGGCCUUACGUGGCCCUGCCUUGCAGAAGACCUGACCAACCUGGAAAGCUUCGGGGGACCUCGGGGCGGGGACCACACUCCCCUGGGUGUCCGGUGGCUCCAGCAUCCCGGGCAGCCUCUCCAGCGGCCGUCUGUGCUCCCAGGAGGGGACGUACGUGUCCCCCGGCAGCAAAGGGGCCACAAGCAGAACACGGCCAAGGUGCUCAGUGGGUGUGUUCGCUGAGAAACCGCUCUUGAGGACACUCUUGCCUCACAAAAGUGCCUUUCCCCCCCCCCCAGUCACGCUGUGUGAGCCACUCGUGGACCCAGGCGCCCCAGGGCCUCCCUGGCGCUGGCAGCACUGUCCGUCCAGGUCUCCAGGUGUUUCCUGGUGCUCACGUUUCUAGGGCAAAAGCACACGCACCUGCCACUGCUGUCUUAGUCACUGAGAUAUUUAUUUUUAAAGAGUUAGAAACAGAAAAGGAUCCUCCUAUUUCAACUCAUCUAGCAUCUAUGCAGAGUUUUCUGAUUGUGAAAGUGUUAUAAUACACAGGGCCCUGGUACAGGCAUAAAGCAAACAUAUGAUGGAAGAAAAUAAGCCAGAUGUCAGGCGAGGUUAUUUUGGGGAGUGGAGUACGUAGGGUUUUGCUUUGUGUUUUUUACAAUUUUUUAUUGCACUCCUUCAAAAAGGUACGUACGUGUAUAUGUAUUACUUUUGCAACAGGAUAGCUGGUUUAUAUGAUAAUAAAUCAAGAAACAUAUAAUCAGGAAAAUGGACUAAAUAGUAAGUACUCCCUGUUGAGAAAAUUCACUGUAUAAAUGGACAAAUA